AUGCCAAUUUAUAGUAAUCAGUGUAAUGAGAAUUAUAAAAUAUUAAAUAUUGGAUAUGUCCUUGAAUCAUAUCAUUCUCUCUCAGCUCAUUCGGACCCUAAAGUUAAUAUUCUUUCGCUGAAAAAACAUGAAAUAAUUUUUAUUCUUGAUGUUUCGAAAAAAGGUUGGUUAGAUGUUAUUACCAUUAAUGAAGGUAAAAAUCUGUAUAGAGGCUGGUUUCCACAAAAUUAUGUUAAGGUUAUAAACGACGUCAAGAUAAAAAAUUUACAUUUUAAUAAACUAUCUAAUUUACUCUCUGUCUCGAAUUCUUUUUCUUCUUCUUCUUCUUCUUCUUCUUCUUCUUCUUCUUCUUCUUCUUCUUCUUCGUUGUCUGAACCUUUAACAGUGAAUACGAAUAUAAAUGUUACAACACAAAUGCGAAAUCUCGAUCCUAUGAAUAAAAUAGAUCCGCUAUCUACUUGGAAUUUUGUUGAUGGCAGUGAUAGAAAUCAAAACAGAAAUAUUAAUAAUAAUAAUGAUAAACAUGAAAGUAUAAACGCCAUGGAACCUUCUUUAAGGGUAGGAUUGGAUCUAUUGAGAGAUUAUAAGCUAUAUACAAAAACACAGAUUGAAAGGGAUUUCUAUAAUCAAUGUCUAUUUCCAAAUGAUAAGUUUUGUAGGAAACCUGUAAUCUGGCAAAUAAUGGAAAAUGGUCAGAAUAAAGAUCAGAACAAAAACCAUAGAUUAAUAUAUUAUAAUCAUGAUUUAAAGAUGUACUGUUAUGAAUUACCUGUUUUGAUCCAUCAAAUGUGGGAAAGAGAAAAAAUCGAUUCAAUGGUUAAUUUAAAGGAUUCGAAAUUGUAUUUAGCUAAAAACGAUACAUUCAUUUUGAAUCCAAACGAUUCCAUUUCAAUCUCAGAUAUAUUUGAAAACGCAUUAUAUUGCUCUACUGUAUUGAAAAGUGUCUGGUUAACAAGAGAUAAACUGAAAAUAGCAAAAUAUUUAAAAUCAAUGUCUUUAACUGUGACUUAUAUAGUUUUGAUUAUAAGACAUUUUGAACCGUAUUUCUUAUCUUCUGUAAAGAAAGAGUCACGACAAUUAUUAAAAUCAAUUUUAAAAUAUUCUUCGUUAAUUAAAAUAAAUGCCAAUAUUCAUUGUACAAAGGACUUGUUCCAAAAUUUUUCUAAUUCUAAUACCGCCACUGGAAACAAACAGCAAUCUAUCUUUGGAGAUAAUCAAGAGACUUUUAAUGCUUCUGAUGUUAUUAACAUGGAUGUAUCGCCAUGUUUUGUAAAAUUUUAUGGAUAUAACCAGGACAGAAAUGAUUCUGUCACCACUAAUGAAACAAUAUAUUCGAACAAUACGUUAGUACCGCCCUCAUGUUCCUAUAAUGCACAAUUUUGUAACCGUAAUACAAGUAUUUCAUCCAUAUAUAGCAAAAACAGUACAAUAGACUUGUCGCCUAAACGGACCUCAGAGACGUUUAUUAAUGUGGAGACCUUACAAAGAAUUAAGGAUUUGAUGUUUGCACAUGUUGAUAGUUUACAAAAUUCAAUUCAGUUAUUAUAUUACUUUAUCAACAAUUGUGUCAAUUUGCCCAAUGAGCGUACGUUAUCUUUACCACAACUUUUUCCUAGGUUUUUUAUUGAUUCAUAUAGUAAAGAAAAUUGGACAAGUAUAAUAUCAAAUCAUUUAACUCCAAGUGACUCUGUUACAACCAUGUCUACAGUUGAAGGUUUGUUUUCCAAAAAGUCUGUUACUUCAUUAUCUAGUAUGACAUCUUUUGGAUCUGUUGAUACCGAAAAUAUGAUGAGUUUGAAUAAUCAUCAAUGUUUAAAGGAUAACUUACAGCAAACUAGUAACGAAGAUGAAUUAUCUGCGGUAAAUCUGAAUGGUACUAUUGCUAAAAAUAAAUGCUUCGCUUUAUCGUCAUCAAAUGUAAAUAUUACUGGUAAAUCUGCAUCAUUUUUAGGAAAGAAUUUGAGACCCUCACUUAAUAAGUAUGACUCUACCUCUGGUCAAAGUAGAUAUUGUAAUUUGAUUACUAAAAAGAGAACAGAAUUUAGAAGUAAAAUAUACCCACUAAAUCGUGAUACAUUAAAUAUUAUGAUGACCAGAAAGGAAACUGUGUAUAAUGAUAUGCUUGAUUUUAUGAUGUCUACCGCUGAGUCUAAACCGAAUAUUAAUGAAAUACUGAAAAUUUAUACUGAAUUAAAUGAUCACAAUGUUAAUAUUUAUAUUCUAGAACAUUUGGAUUUAACCUUUUUUGCUAAUUUGAAAAAUAUUAUAGAUAAUGGGGAUCCCAAUGAUGAAAGCAUUAAGUUGUUGAAUCAUUCUACAAGUAAUAUUAUGUUCUUAAUUAAUAAUUAUUUUGAAGUGAAACAAUGGCUUCAUGAUAUAUCUGUUGAGCUGACAAUGGUCACACAGGAAGUCACUUUGGAGGAUUCAAAAGUAUUCCAAUCAAUGUUACCUUUCCAUGAAGUUGGAUCAAUGGAAAGUAUUCAGAUUGAUGAUUUUAAUUUUUCAAGAAAUGGGUUUCAAGAAAAUAAAGAUACCUUUAAGGACGAUCGACUUGCAAUGCGCUUUUAUGAAUGUUUGGUUAGAGAUGAUGUGGAUGUGGAAACUAUGGAUAUUCUAAAUAUAUACGAUGAAUUCAAAUAUGUUUAUUCCAAAUAUUACGAUAUCAACUCCAUGGCUUAUUCUACAGUAGAGAAAUUAUUAGAAGAAAAAGAGAGGAUUAUAAACUAUUGUGCUAGAACUAUGCAAGAUAUAUUGAUUCGAGAGUUACAAAAGAGAGAGUUUAAUGAUACAGAGUGGUUUGAAUCCAAUUAUAUCAAGGAGCAAAACUUCAAUUCAAAUGUUGUAAAUAGGGCUGGAACCUAUGAUGAUAUAUCUCCAUGGUACUUUAAAUCGGACUCCGAGUUACCAAUGAUGCUGGAUCAAACGGGUAGGAACAUUAAAUUUGCCACUAGAGAAGCAUUAGUAAAUUAUUUGCUUUUUAGCAAUUACGAUGGUUCGAUAGAUACAAAAUUCAUGCAUGUUUUUUUAUUAACAAUGAAAAGUAUAUUUCCCUCUGCUACAGAAAUGUUAUUAGUAAUUAUUGAUAAAUAUAAUACAGAGCCUCCAGAAGGUUUAAAGUAUAAUGAAUAUACUGAGUGGACAGAAAAAAAAUUAGUUCCAAUGAAAAAGAAUGUUGUUAAAAUACUAGAUGAAUUUUUAAAAAGAUAUUGGAUUUCUGACUAUUGGGAACCAAAUCUAGAAUUGAUUCUUAUGGAGGUGUCAAGUCGAAUUGAAGCUGACAAUAUUGAUGGUUCUGAUCUUUUGUUAGAUAGCAUCAAAAGAGUCAUUCGUAAUUGUAAAAAAGCUAUUGUUCAUGAUCCAAAAGAACUAUUGAAUUGUAGUAAUCAGUUACUUGUUCCUUCGAAGAGCGUGAAGCAUUUGAAACUUUUUAACAUAGCGUCAGCUCAAUUUGCACAACAAAUAACUUUGAUGAAUCAUGAAAUGUAUUGUAAAAUUACUGCCUUUGAGUGUUUGGAUAAAAUAUGGGGGAAACAAAAGAAUCAUGGGUUUGGAGGUUCUAAAAAUAUCAGUGAAUUUAUUGAACAUGCAAAUUUUAUGACUAACUACGUUUCUUAUAAAGUUGUUAAACAAACUGAUGUUAAAAAGAGAGUUAAGGUUAUCAAUUAUUUUAUAUCAGUCGCCCUGCAUUGUCAAAAAUUGUGUAAUUUUGCUACAUUGACAGCUAUUCUGUCAGGUCUAUAUUCAUCUCCUGUUUACAGAUUAAAAAAGACAUGGAAUGAAGUUUCUAAUGAAUCAAAAGAAAUCCUUCAAAAGUUAGAUCAUUUAAUGGAUUCUAAGAAAAAUUUUUUAAACUAUAGAAUGUGUUUAAAAGCAAUUCCUGAAAAGGUUGCUUGUGUUCCAUUUUUUGGUGUGUACUUAUCAGAUUUAACGUUUGUCGAUGCAGGUAAUCAAGAUUCUUCUGAAAUGAUCAACUUUCAUAAGAGAGUGAUGAUUUAUGAUAUUAUUGAUAAAAUUGAGAGUUUUCAAAAGAGAACAUAUUCAAAUGUGUUAGCUAAAAACAAUGAUGUGCAAACAUUUAUUCUUGAUUCAUUGGAAGGUGUUCCUGAUCUUGAUGAACAGUAUCGAUUAUCCUUGCAAAUUGAACCAAGAGAUAACUCAAAAACACAGAGAAGAAGGAAGACUAUAAGUACCACAAAAUUAUGGAAAAAUAGGCCUGGCAUGAAAUUAUUUGGAUAA
This is a messenger RNA of Arxiozyma heterogenica, 4236 nucleotides long. RefSeq lists its product as uncharacterized. The transcript has a single exon. NCBI's taxonomy places the organism in Eukaryota, Fungi, Ascomycota, Saccharomycetes, Saccharomycetales, Saccharomycetaceae. Gene Ontology annotation, biological process: positive regulation of GTPase activity; Ras protein signal transduction. Gene Ontology annotation, molecular function: protein binding; guanyl-nucleotide exchange factor activity. The record is from RefSeq and is a predicted model, not a curated record. Gene Ontology annotation, cellular component: plasma membrane. The coding region runs from base 1 to 4236 and encodes 1411 amino acids.